Rhagoletis pomonella (apple maggot) is the source of this 4076-nucleotide messenger RNA. Its product is annotated as putative ATP-dependent RNA helicase DHX57. Bases 149 to 3997 code for a protein of 1282 amino acids. Lineage: Eukaryota; Metazoa; Arthropoda; Insecta; Diptera; Tephritidae. The transcript is spliced from 8 exons. Gene Ontology annotation, cellular component: intracellular anatomical structure. Gene Ontology annotation, molecular function: RNA binding; metal ion binding; ATP binding. The record is from RefSeq and is a predicted model, not a curated record.
GCAGUUGAGCCAGCUGUUCACUGCUGACACGUUUAGGGCACAUAUGUUUUCCUUUUUCUCAAAAUUCCAAUUUAUUUAUCAUUUUUGUUAUUUCACCAGCAAACGAAACAAAGUGUCCUAAAUUUAAUCUCAAUUGGCCAUCACCAUAAUGGAACCUGAACAUGACGACACCUGGUAUCUACGCCCGCUUUCCGAUCCUAGAACGACGAAUGCUCCUGUCCAAACAGCUCCCGCCAAAGUUGAGAUCAAGACUGAACUGCAGGAGUUGCGUCUCUCAGAGGCUUCACAAAAAAUGACAAUGGAAACACUGCGUGCAAUACAUGGACCAGAUUUUCGUCUCAAUGAUGCUUCGUUUUAUAAUGAUCGCGGUGGUCACAUGAAGAAGGCAUAUUGGGAAGACCGAGGCACGUUGGUUGUGCAAAGCAUUACCAACUAUUCAGCCAAUAGCGAAAAAACGGAGACACCCGAAGACCGAUUAAGGCGUUUCGCUUUGCUAAAGCUGGAGAAUUAUGGGUUCGCUCCCUUACAUUGUGUCGAGGCGUACGACCAUUGUGGUGGUGAUACGGAUGCCGCAUUGUUGUUGCUUUAUCGCAAAUACAUGCGUAUACCAGAGACAAAGCUGAAUGAGUCGUAUAGUGUGUUGUUAAAUAAUGACAUUAAUAAAGGCGAACUGCUGGAGAUGCGAAAUGAUGAGAAAUCAGCGCUGGAAUCUAUUUAUGAUGAAGUUUUUGAGGAGAAAGAGAAAAAUACAGUUUGGAGUCUAAAAUUCAAAGUAGACCACCUGUUGAUACACAGCCCGUCGGAGAGACGUAAGCGCACCGGAGUGCCAGAGAAAACCGCCAAGCAGAAGGUGAAAUCAACUGUAAAUGGAAAAGCGCGUUGCCGUAACUUCGAUCGCGAUGGCACAUGUAAAUUCGGCGGCAAAUGCCGAUUUGCACACGUAGCGCCGGUAGUGGAUGAAGAAGAGGCGCAGCGUAAAAAGAAAGAAGGUUUCCAAGAUGAGAAUGAAGAGGACAACUGGUUCUUCCUAGAAAUACGCUUCCCACCCGAUACAAAUUAUCCAUAUGAAGCGCCAUUUAUCUACCUCAAAACAACCUGCCACGACUUGCCGCGCGAUUUACUUUUACUUGUGGCGCGUCGCUUAUAUCGUGAGGCACGCAACAUUUGCGCUGAUGGCAUGGGCUGUGUAUAUAGCAUAAGUGAGGCACUACUAAACGAGGAGGCUUAUGUACAAUUACCAAUUGGUGACGACUAUCCAUUUCCUUCGGACGCGAAAUCGCUUUUCGCCACCAGUGAUAGUAGUGAAACUGACGCGAAUGGUGGCAUGCCUGUAGUGCUUCCUAAACAUUAUGAACGCGGUCAAACUUCCCACACUGAGCAGCAACGAUCAGCUAAGCAGACGGAGAAUGAAGAUCGCGUGCUGAUGCGACGCUUUUUGCAGCGACAGGAAGAUGAGCGUUAUCGCAAAAUGAUGACUGGGCGCCGCAGUUUGCCUGCAUUUGAAAAAAUGCUGGAAAUUUUGGGGCUAAUAGAAACUUCGCAAGUUAUUGUUAUCUCCGGCGAAACUGGUUGCGGCAAAUCCACACAAGUGCCUCAAUUCAUCCUAGAUAACUGGUUAUUCCAGGCUUCCAGACUCACCGCCUCGAACAAAAUGCCACACGUCGAAGUGGUAUGCACGCAACCAAGACGCCUCUCAGCAAUUGGUGUUGCCGAACGUGUCGCCGAUGAACGCACAGAACGUGUCGGUCAAACCGUGGGCUAUCAAAUACGACUAGAGAACAAAAUUUCAUCAACCACGCGUCUAACCUUCUGCACCACUGGUAUAUUGCUGCGAAGACUCACCGCUGAUCCGCUGCUAAGCAGCGUGUCGCAUGUCAUAGUCGACGAAGUGCAUGAGCGCAGUGAGGAGUCCGAUUUUUUGCUAAUGAUACUAAAGGAUCUGCUGAAAGAACGGCCUGAUCUCAAAGUGAUACUAAUGUCUGCUACAUUAAAUGCGAAAUUGUUCUCGGAGUACUUUGGUGGUGCGCCUGUGCUGGACAUACCCGGGCGUACAUUCCAUGUAGAACAAUUGUUCCUCGAGGAUAUACUGGAGGUGUGUGACUAUGUAAUGGAAUGUGAUUCACAUUAUUGUCGAAAGAUCACGAAAAAAGAAGAGGAAGAACUAAUGCGAGAGUUGGAAUAUUCAGACGUGAAAGCCGAGGGGGCAGUACCGGCAAAGAGCAUCAAAGAUGAUAAGCUUACUCUGGCGCAAAUGUACGGACGAUACAGUGAUUAUUCAAAGAAAACGUGUAAGAGUAUCUACCUCAUGGAGCCAAUGAAAAUCAAUCCCGAAUUGGUGGAGUCUGUGCUGAAAUACAUUGUAGAAGGGGAACAUAAUUGGCCUAAGGAAGGCACGAUAUUGGUGUUUCUACCCGGUCUACAAGAAAUUCAGACAGUACAUGAAGCGCUCGCUGAUAGCGCGCUAUUUGGGAAUAGAAGCGGCACAUAUAUCGUCAUACCACUCCAUUCAUCUCUCUCCAGCGAAGAGCAAUCGGCUAUCUUUCGUCCCGCACCUAAAGGCAAGCGAAAAAUAGUGCUUAGCACCAAUAUUGCUGAAACCUCACUCACCAUUGACGAUUGUGUAUUUGUUGUUGAUUAUGGUUUGAUGAAGGAAAAGCGUUUCGACGCCAAUCGUAAUAUGGAAUCGCUGGAAUUGGUGUGGGUAUCGCGCGCUAAUGCAUUACAACGCAAGGGUCGUGCAGGUCGUGUCAUGCCCGGUGUUUGUAUACAUCUCUUCAGUGGCCACCGUUUCUGGCACAAUUUCCUAGCACAACCAGUGCCGGAAAUACAUCGCGUACCCCUGGAACAGCUGGUGCUGCGCAUCAAAACGCUGCCCUGCUUCAGCGAAAAGAAUACACUUGAGGUGUUGGGUCGCACGCUCGAGCCACCCACCGAGGAAAAUAUACUAUCCGCUGUGCGUAGAUUGCAAGAUGUCGGCGCUUUAGAUGAAGCGCAGAAUUUAACGUCGCUGGGCCACCAUCUGGCAGCGCUGCCGGUAGAUGUGCGCAUUGGCAAGCUUAUGUUGUAUGGCGCGAUCUUCCAAUGUUUGGAUAGUGUACUCACCAUAGCCGCAUGCUUGAGUCAUAAAUCGCCGUUUGUGAGCCCUUUCAAUAAGCGUGCGGAAGCGGAGAAGCGGAAAAGGGAAUUCGCCAUUUGUAAUAGCGAUCAUUUGACCAUGUUGUUAGCCUAUAAGAAAUGGCUAGAAGUGUCGCGGCGCAACUUUUACGCCAGCCGGAACUAUGCCGAUGAGCACUUUCUCUCUUUGAAAACAUUGGAUACAAUUUCGGAGGUCAAAUACCAAUUUUUGGAACUCCUUGUUUCGAUUGGUUUCGUGCCUAUGAAUAUACCGAGAAAACGCAAGAACGCCACCGACAACAUUCUCGAAUUGACUGGUGCAGAUUUGAAUGUAAAUGGCGACAAUAAUCGCCUGCUAAUAUCUCUACUCUACGCUGCGCUCUAUCCCAACAUCGUAAAGGUGCUGACACCGGAACGCAGUUACGUUUCGACUGUUGGCGGUGCAAUGGCCAAAAUGAAUUCAGCGAAGGAUUUGCGCUUCAAGACACGACAAGAUGGUUUUGUCGCCAUACAUCCAUCUUCGGUGAAUUCGGUUGUUGGCACUUUUCAAUCACCUUUCCUCAUCUACCAGGAGAAAGUAAAAACCUCACGCAUAUUCAUACGUGAAUGCUCUAUGCUGCCACUGGUGCCGUUGGUGCUGUUCGCGGGCAGUGAUUUCAAAAUUGAAUUACAUAGCGGCGACUUCCUGUUCCUGCUCGAAGAGGGUUGGAUCAUUUUGAAAGCGCACACGCAUGAAACAGCUGAGAUGAUACAGUGUUUGCGUUUGGAGUUACUUAAGCUGCUUGAGGAGAAAAUCAGUGAUCCUUGUCUAAAUUUGUUAAAUCAUGAAAAUGGAUUGAAGAUAAUUAAAACGAUUGUACAUCUAAUAACAAAUAAUAAUUAAGUAGAAGAAAAUGUGUGAAUGUAUUAGAUAAUCUGUAUGUAUGUGUGUAAGUGAGUUCUAAACAAAAUCAUCAAAAAAC